This is a messenger RNA of Fusarium redolens, 1132 nucleotides long. RefSeq names its product cytochrome P450. Gene Ontology annotation, molecular function: oxidoreductase activity, acting on paired donors, with incorporation or reduction of molecular oxygen; heme binding; monooxygenase activity. The record is from RefSeq and is a predicted model, not a curated record. NCBI's taxonomy places the organism in Eukaryota, Fungi, Ascomycota, Sordariomycetes, Hypocreales, Nectriaceae. The transcript is spliced from 4 exons. Bases 107 to 1132 code for a protein of 341 amino acids.
GCAAAUCGAGUAUACACAUUUUGGUGGUCCCACGGAAUAUGUGAUUCAUGCUAUCAAGGCCAAUCUGACUGGGUCGCUUUCCGCCUUCACGCCGCUACUUCAUCGCAUGGUACAGAAGAACAUGCCAAAUAUCCUCGGAAAAUACAAAGACUGGACUCCCGUCAAAGUCCACGACAGAGUACUUCGCCUCAUCGCCACCAACAACGCCCGCGUCUUCCAAGGCACAGCCGCCAGUCUCGACGAAGAAUGGCUCGAAGCAUCUACCGGCUACGUCCUAGCAUGCUUCGACUGCAUUCGCGCUCUUAAGCAGUGGCAUCCUUGGCUCCGACCCCUCAUAUACAGAUUCAUCCCUGAACGCGCAGCAAUCAAAGAUCAAUGGACAAAAGGUCGCAAACGAGUCAUGGCUUCUAUGCGUGAGAGACAGGAGAAAGGGGGUAAUGUGGAGGAUCCGCCUACUAUGCUGGAUCAUUUGAGUAAUGGGAGGAAUGAACCUAUUGCGAAUGAUAUUGAGCUGCAGUUGCUGCAUCAGAUGACGUUGAUUGCUGUUGGGACUGUUACUACGUUUUCGUCGACUACGCAGGCUAUUUAUGACCUUGUGGCUCAUCCGGAGUAUAUUCCUAUUCUUCGAGAGGAAGUUGAAUCUGUGCCUCGAGAUCAAAAUGGUAAUUUCACUAAAGACUCGACGGUGGCUAUGGAUAAGCUUGACAGCUUUCUCAAAGAAAGCCAACGUUUCAACUCACCUGAUCUCACAACUUUCCAACGCGCAGCUAUCGCAGACAUGAAACUCCCAGACGGGACAUUCGUUCCCAAAGGCACCAAACUGGAAAUCAACACUUGCUCCAUCCAUAAGGACCACGAGUUGUAUGAGAAUCCAGAGGAGUUCGAUGGCCUUCGCUUUCAUAAAUGGCGCAAAGCUCCUGGUAAGGAAAAGAAGUACAUGUACUCCAGCAGUGGGACAGAUGAUCUGUCUUGGGGUUUUGGACGACAUGCAUGCCCAGGGCGGUAUCUGAGCGCUAUCAACAUCAAGCUCAUCAUGGCGGAGUUGUUGAUGAACUAUGAUAUCAAGUUGCCUGAUGGCGUGAGCAGGCCUGCGAAUAUCGAGUUUGAAGUGCUGGUAAGUUUGAAAACUUGA